Molecule: messenger RNA, 3165 nt
Organism: Acinonyx jubatus (cheetah)
Lineage: Eukaryota; Metazoa; Chordata; Mammalia; Carnivora; Felidae
Gene: MGST1
Product: microsomal glutathione S-transferase 1
Exons: 4
Coding region: 177-542 (121 amino acids)
Cellular component (GO): mitochondrion; membrane
Molecular function (GO): glutathione transferase activity
Source: RefSeq, a predicted model, not a curated record
GCUUCUGGAGCUGCAGCGCGAGUACCAGGAAAUUAGCAGAGUGGGCAGGGGGCCUGCCUGCUGUCCCGUCUGCCCGCGCUGUGAACGCCCCGCGGUGGCAGCGCGACACGCCCGCUGGGGACAGGUUUGUGGCUGGAUUCCUACUCGGAUUCACUAUUCCAGACCAAAAUUGAAAAAUGGUUGACCUCACUGAGCUUAUGGAAAAUGAAGUAUUCAUGGCCUUUGCUUCCUAUACAACGAUUAUUCUUUCAAAAAUGAUGUUUAUGAGUACUGCAACUGCAUUCUUUAGAUUGACAAGAAAGGUUUUUGCCAACCCAGAAGACUGUGCAGGGUUUGGCAAAGGAGAAAAUGCCAAGAAAUAUCUUCGGACAGAUGACAAAGUGGAACGUGUGCGAAGAUGUAAUUACUUUGUGUGGAGCUCUACAUUUGAUGUGGCUGUGGAAGGGAGGGAGUUCAGGAGCCUCCUGUGUCACCAUCUUGGCUGUCCCUUUUUCACCCACAGAAUUUUUGUUGUUGUUGGGAUUCUAUUACUGAUCUAUUAAUUACCGUGUCCUAACACUGAAACAUCAAAGUUAUAUAUCAAUUUCUCAUUUAGUGUAUUCUUUUCUCUUUUUUUUAAUGUUUAUUUAUUUUUGAGAGAGAGAGAUACAGAGCAUGAGCAGGGAAGGGACAGAGAGAGGGAUACACUGAAUCUGAAGCAGGCUUCAGGCUCUGACCUGUCAGCACAGAGCCUAACACAGGGCUGAGGCUCACAAACCACAAGGUCAUGACCUGAGCUGAAGUCGGAUGCUUAAUUGACUGAGCUACAUCUAGUAUUUUCUAAUGCUCAUCCACACAUGGUGCAAUUCUAGGUACAUUUCAAGGAAUAAGUAAACUUAUAUAAAAUUAAAGAAACAAUGAAGUGUUUUCACAACCAUACUCAAACAUACAGAUAGUUAGUUUUGUGGCGAAUAGUUACGAUAGGAAACAUCAUGAGUAUAGCUGAUGGCACCACUUCUGUUUGGUGAAUAUGAAGAAUGAAAUGGAUACUGAAAUAAGAAAAAUUUACUUCUGUAAUUCAGGUAUCAGUUAGAGCCUCUAGUCCCUUUAGGAUCUAGAUCAUAUUUACAUUAUCACAUUUUUGAUUCCCAGUGAGAGUCUGAAACCUCUCCCAAGAUUUCUGCAGAUUCCCUGUCAGUCUGGUCCCUACAUUUGUGCGUGUUUCCAUUGUCUACAUUUUGUGAGACUAGCAUAAACUUGGCUCUUUCCUCAACUCUCGACAAACCAACUUAAGAAAUGUGGCUAAAAGAGACUUGACUAAAUUGAGUCACGUUACGGCAACGCAAACAUUUCAAGUUGUAGGUUAGACAGAGCUCUGACGGUGUCCUUCAGCGGCCUCUCCCUGGGAAGUUGCACUGUACCUUCUUUGCUUCGGAUGAUGCCCAGCAGGACAUCAUUUUGCAGGCUCUGCUUUUGCCCCAUGCAUUCUCUUGUUCUACCAGUACCAAAAUGAAAUUCACAUUUUUUUCUUAUGCAAAAAUUCAAUCCCAAGUUAUUUAUUAAACAAGAAUGUUUUUCUUCUAAGUCUGUGCUAGAUAGCGUGAAUAAAAUUUUAGCCUCUGCUUCACUUAGUUAUAUAUUUGUUAAGUUAGCAGUCCUGCAGAGUAAAUCAGCCAGUCUUAAAAAUGGACUGUGUCAAGCGUGUGGAUCUAAAAUAGUUUCAGGACAGAGAAUCAAUGUGAAAAUUUCAAACUGUAUCAGAAAAUUAUAAGUGUUAUGGUGAAAAAGAAUAAACUUUAGAAAAGGUAAGUAGUGCUUUGUGGAGUUACUAAAACCACCAAAAAGACAGUAAGCAGUUUAAAACUUUGUCUUUACCUUUUUGUACCUCCCUUCUAGAGAAGGUAAUCACAUCCAUGAUGCUAAUCAUGACCCUAUACUCAUAACAUUGCCCGGGACUUGAAAGUGAUAACAAUUAGACUCUCAAUAGCAUUAGUAAGUUUGAAGGGAGGAUCCAAGUGUCAUGUGUGAAAGCUUAAUAAAAGAUAUUUUAUUAUGAGAUUUUAGAUUCUUCCCCACUUUCCCUUCCCAUUCCCACCCCCCAUGCCCAUUGUACUUCUAGAGGAGAAAGCCAUUAUUGAAGCUGAUCUUCUAGUCAGGUUGUCAAUAACCAUUGACCUUAGUUCUGAAAGGAGUCAGUAUCCUUAGAGAUGCAGCGACUGUGUGCACAGCGCCCCCUGGUGAUCAGACACUGGGUUUUCAGUGUGGAGACAGGAGAAAGAGUCUCCAAGAAAGACUGUCGGGUUUCCUGUUGUAAUUUUUGAGACUUUAUCGACCCCACCAAAAAGUUUCUAGUAACAAUUCGCCUUUGGAGAUACUUUGCAGAUAAAGAUUUUCCAGAAUCUCCCCAUUUCAUUUUUAACCUUGACUUUUUUUUUCUUUUCAUUACUUCCACAUGUAAAGCUAUUUCUAUUAGUAUAGAAAUAUGUAAAUUUCCACAUGUAAAUCCAAUGUCAGAGACUGAGUGGGGCUACAAAUGAAGUGAAAUGAAGUAUGCUUUCAGUAUGCAAUACUGAAAAAAUUGAUAUCGAUGACAUGUGGGACAAAUAAUUAAAAACAUAAAGUAAUAUGUCUUGGAAAUGUUAAGAUAAAUGAAUGGCUUAAAGUAAGUUACUUGCAUUUGGGCAGACAGAAAUCAGUGAUGAUUAGAAAACAUUUUACAUAUGUGUUUAUUUAAUCCUAUCUCACCAUGUUCUGGAAAGAAUUUGAGACCAUACAUACAUUCAAUACAAGAUAAAAGGAAAGUUGCAAGGUAAUCAGAGCAGCUGGAGAAAUAAAGGGUACCAUUCAAAAGGAAAAGAAGGAAGGCUUGGCUUUGGUAUAUAGGGAAAGGAGAGAUGUUUAGAAUAUACUACUUUCAAAGGCAGAGAAUCCCCUUUCCCUCAGAGUGCUUAAUCAAGUCUAGGUGAUACUCACUGGGGAUUCUGCUAAGGGACUGAUGCAUGGGCUAGGAGUUGAACUAGAUGGCUUCCCUUCUGGCCCCAGUGCAUGAACAAAGCAUUCACUGAGACAUUAUUGUGUGUGUAUCACUGUCACUGCUUCUAUUGGGAUAAUAUAAAAGAGCUUUAAGACUGAUAUUCCUGAAAGUGCAAAGUGUCUUCGUUAUUAUAUGUUGAGAUACACUACUAG